CGCGAUCCCGGAAGCGGUGUCAGUCUGGGAGCCGGCGGCGGGCGGCAGGCGGCGGACACCGGGCGGCGAGAAUUGUUGUUCUUCACGAAGUCCGAACGCUAGCGCGGACUGAGGCGCCGUCCGCUGGGAGCGCGAAAGGAGGAGCGCGAGGGGUGCGCGUGCCCGCGAGGAGGCGCCGUGCCCUGAUCCGCGACGCCAGCCUCUGAACCUGCUGCCCACUAAGAGCUUCUGCCCACCACAGGGCCACAAGGUUGAAGUGGUAAUGUCACAGCUGCAGUGCCCUUUUCCUUGGUACAAUUUCUAAGCAGCUUUGCCCUGGUAACUGUGCCCAGGUUAUGACGACGAAUCCCAAACCAAAUAAGGCAUUAAAGGUGAAGAAGGAGGCGGGUGAGAACGCCCCAGUGCUCAGCGAUGAUGAGCUGGUAUCCAUGUCAGUGCGGGAGCUGAACCAGCACCUAAGGGGGCUCACCAAGGAGGAGGUGACUCGCCUGAAGCAGCGGCGGCGCACGCUCAAGAACCGUGGCUACGCAGCCAGCUGCCGCAUUAAGCGGGUGACCCAGAAGGAAGAGCUAGAACGGCAGCGGGUAGAGCUGCAGCAGGAGGUGGAGAAGCUGGCCCGUGAGAACAGCAGCAUGCGCCUGGAGCUUGAUGCCCUACGGGCCAAAUAUGAGGCCCUGCAGACCUUUGCCCGCACUGUGGCCCGUGGACCCAUCACACCGACCAAGGUGGCAACCACCAGUGUCAUCACCAUUGUCAAGUCCGCUGACAUCUCUUCUACUUCUGUGCCCUUCUCGGCUGCAUCCUAGUGCCUGCUGGGGCCGUGUCCCCAAUGCCUGCCCUGAAUUCCUGGCACAAACUGAACAUCUGUGCGCUGUGGAACCCUUGAGGCCAAGGGCAGGGACAGCAGGAGGGUGGCCGGCCCAGAAUGGAGAAUAGGCUCUUGUGAGCCAGAGCCACCCACCGCCCACAUGCACACUCACACGUACACGCACACUCACGCCACCUGUUCUCCGUAGAUGUCUAUUUGUAAGAGUUGUUGGAAUCCCAAGGCGCUGCAUCCCCAUAGGGUGCCAAGCCACUAUGGCUCUGUGUUGGGGCUCAUCUUCCAUCCUCUCUGAGCACCCUGUUGGUCCCAUCCUACCAGCCAGCCCCCACCAAGCUCUGGCCAGCCUGAGGGGCAGGGGCCUGUUGACAGCUCUGAUCUUCCAGUUGUCCUCAUGGCAAUGCACUGUGACCUGCUUCAGCUCUUGUAUUCACUCUGGGCCCUGUGAGGCCGACUUGAGAAGGGCUGCCUGAGGGUGUGUGUGUGUGUGUGUGUGUGUGUGUGUGUUUUCGCUUGCGUGUUUGCCUGCCUGCCUGCCUGCCUGUCUGAUAUCACAGCACCCAUGGCCAUAGCACCAGCCUUGGAGGAACAGCUGGGUUGGGCGGAUGGGAAAGGUUUGUCAAGUAUGUGUCAGAGAGUAGUGCAGAUGUUAUGGAAUGUCCCUGUGUUUCAAAUGGAGGUGCAGGAUUUGACCUACAAGUGGGGGCAGAAGUCUCCCACUAGUCAACAGGGAACAGGUUUGGUCUUUGUGAAGCCACUGUUUUCUAGCUAUGCUCAGCGUGGGUGAAAAGGGGAAUAUUGGGUGGCCUGCAGGGAAGGGCUGCCUAUGUCAGGAGGUUGGUGGGCAUUAAAGCGGCAAUAGAACAUGUUCUGUGAUUUCAGGGAUAUCGGUGGGUGUGGAGGUGACAGUGGAGGAUAUUCUGUGGCACAGGCCAGGGGCCACCAUAGUUUCCAUUGCAGGAAGAGGUAGAGCAGUAGGUGGGGAGGAUAGGGCAGGAGCCAGGGAGGGGGACCCAGGGUCUGCGGUACGGAGGAGCCUGGGUAGUGCUGCACACAGGUCAGAGGUUACUGGCUGGGACAGGCUCCUUGUGCAGCCCAGCUAGGCUGUGGGUGUGGUGCCUAACUGUAGGCACCUGCUCUUGCUCUGUAAAACUCUUAAGGUGCUGAUGUUCUUGGAAUCUUUCUUGCUUCCUUCUGAGCAUUGCCACAGGACCCCUUUGGGUCUCAGCAGGGCCACCAUUAAGAGCUGGUGGGAUGUCAGCCCUAUGUCUUGCCAAUAGAAGCCCUAUGUGUGAUGUGUGAUAAGCAGGCAUAGUGCAGGGACUUCCAGUUUCUUCAUGACUUGCCCUCCAUCUACAUAGACCCCCAACAAACCACCAAGUUCAUUUACAGGGUGUUGGCCACGUUGGGGGGAGGGCAAUUGACAGCCCCAAAGGACAGACAGCCCCCAAGGGUUGUGGCCUAGUUGUGUAUCUACUGUGAGGAGUUGAUGGAAUUGUCUAGGAUGAUCAUGGCAGUCAAAGCAUGAUCAUCCUCCUGGUCCUGGAUUGCCCAGGGCCAGCUGGGCUGCAGCCCAGGGCACGUGGGGUCCACAAAGAGUAAAGGCCCCACUGGGAACCUAACAAAAGCUGUUGAUACCAUAGCCAUGGUAGGUAAUCCAUAUUGGAUAUCAGUAAGGACCAUGGGAAAAUAUUUAAAGAAAGAGAAGAAUAUAUAUAUAUAUAUACAUGUUUUAUCUUACAGAGUUUUCAUAACAAUUUUUCCUUUCCAGUUUGAUACUAUAGAUCUUUGUUAAUGCAGAGCUGCCAGGGAUGGUGGGUAGGGUGGGAAAAAUUGCCCUCCUUCCUGGGUUCUGCUGCUUGCUGUGGACAGAGGGUCCCUGCUUCCUCUCUUGGUCUUCCUGCCUGCAGAUGGUGCCAGGCAUGCUGGGCUCUGGACAAGUCCUGACCCUGCGGGUGGUGUGCACAGCCCUUCAGGGCAGGCCAUAGCAAUACAAGUUUUGUCCAGUCUUGGGGUCCAUGUCCCCUUCUUGUAGGACACAGCAGGCAGGUGACCGCUGGACAUGGGUUGUUGCCCAUCGCUGACCUGUGGUGCUUGGCUUGGGGUGUGGGAGGUGCCCUGCCCUUGGUUCCAUGGUGGAUGGAGCUACUGUCACUGCCCAGAGCCAUGUUUCAGGGCCUGGGAAGGAAGUAGCACCUUCUGUUUUUCUUUUCAGACCCUUGAAAUUUCAUUGUCACAAUUUAAUAUAUGGAAUUUUAUUAUUAUUUUGAGAAGAAAGACAAGGACCUCUUUAUUUUGUGGGUUUGUUUUCUGUCUGGUGCCUCAAACUUCCCAAAGAAGGUAGUACUCUGCCUGCCAGGGCGGCAGGAACACCACGCUCACUGGUUUGUCCUGGCCGCCUGCUAUUUGCAGUUCAUUUCAAUAUUUAUUUUGUGCUUUUUCCCCAAUAUAAAUUAUUGAGAAGAUCAAAUGCUGUGGACCUUUAUCUGUGCCCACCCUGACCCUGUCUCGUGGCCACCACCUAAUUUAUUGCUGUACAUGUUGCUGCUGUGACUGCUUUUCUACCUUUGCAAUAAAGAAUCUCCUGGUUCAGGUC
Molecule: messenger RNA, 3419 nt
Organism: Octodon degus (degu)
Lineage: Eukaryota; Metazoa; Chordata; Mammalia; Rodentia; Octodontidae
Gene: Mafk
Product: MAF bZIP transcription factor K
Exons: 4
Coding region: 336-806 (156 amino acids)
Biological process (GO): regulation of transcription by RNA polymerase II
Cellular component (GO): nucleus
Molecular function (GO): RNA polymerase II cis-regulatory region sequence-specific DNA binding; DNA-binding transcription factor activity, RNA polymerase II-specific
Source: RefSeq, a predicted model, not a curated record